UUCCAGCUGCUGUGCUGACAUAAAAGCCCAUUGUUACAGCCCUCUCUUGUUAUAGGACAGUAGUCAUCUCACAAAGUAACUCAGAUAUCGCAGCGAGGAACACAGCACAUCGGGAAAAAUGCCGCCCCACGUGAAGCCCAAGUCAAAAAUUACGGCCUCCCGGAAGCUGUCCCUAAAGAUCCUGCUCCUGUCCAAGGCCAUGGAGGAGCUGGAGAAGGAGACGAUGGACCGGGACGAAGAGAAAGUGCGGUAUCUGGGUGAGAAAAUGGCCCCUCUGCAGAUGUCUGGACUCUCAAUGGACGAGCUGCAGAGUCUCUGCAAGCAGCUCCAUCACAAAAUUGAUGUUGUGGACGAGGAGCGUUAUGACUGUGAAGCGAAAGUCAUCAAGAACAACCGAGAUAUCCACGAGCUGAAGCUGAAGGUCCAGGACCUGGGGGGCAAGUUCAAGAAGCCGGCCCUGAGGAAGGUGCGCGUGUCUGCAGACGAGAUGAUGCGCGCCCUGCUGGGCUCCAAACACAAGGGCUCCAUGGACCUGCGCGCCAACCUCAAGUCCGUCAAAAAGGAGGACAUCAAGCAGGAGAAGGUGCUGACCACCGAGGUCGGGGACUGGCGUAAGAACGUGGAGGCCAUGUCUGGCAUGGAGGGCAGGAAGAAGAUGUUCGACGCGGCCGGUGGCGCAGGCCAGUGAGCGCCACGGCAACCCUGGAGCCGGGGGGGGGGGGGGGGGGGGGGGGAGAGGGGGGGGGUGCGGCAGAGAGACUGAAGAAGCCCCGAGAGGACUGUGGGGAGUUUGCGCUUCACCUGGAGAGAGAGAGAGAGAGAGAGAGAGAGAGAGAGAGAGAAAACGCUCCACACAGAACCAUUGCAUGACGACAGCAGGGCACCUCUGGCCGUUUCCUAAAACACUGUCCUGUACGCAGUAAGGUGUUCAGUGUUAAAUCAGCCCAGGCAGAGUGCAUUUCAGUCUGAUAGUAUGAAUGUCAUCCCUGUUGUGCUCAUAUAAACUCUGUUUAGGUUUGAGUUAACACUGAACAUUGUAGCAUGCGGCAAAUUUCUUGGUUAUCAUGACAUGUGUGUCUAAUUGAUGCUUGAGAUCCAUUUAUGUUUUUCGGGACAAACCCCAAUCAAAGUGUUUGCAACAUAAUUGACGGGAAGAUACUUUCUUUUACUCGCCCCAGCAUACUGCAAAGAAACCGGUUUUAUAAUGUUUGAUGUGUCCAACAGGAAGCUUUCCCUGAAGCUUUUAUUUCUCUUAGUGCAACCUAGGAUGGCUUUUCAUUCGUGCGGAGCUCUGUGCUGAUAAUGUACAGUAGAACCUCUGAGAUGCGUUGGAUGUGAGGAUCAAUUGGACAUCUGGAACAUUACUGUAGCCUUAAACCUGAAACCUUUAAGUUAAAAAGCAACAAUCAAACCGGAGGUAAUUAGCAUUGUUUCGGCUUUCUAACGUCUUUGGCUUCCUUUUCAAUGACGUGCUAUCUUGUUUUAACUGUUUCAUUUUGUUCUAGCCUUAAGACUGCCAGCUUCCCCACGUUGUUUUCUGUUCAGAAAUAAUCCCAGGAAAUGCUCCUGUGUUUAAUUCUGGCAAUGUUACGAGCAUGGAAAGUGUGCUUCACUUCUCUUUAAUACCGACCUUUUUGUCAUGUGUGAUAAGGAGCUUGUUAAGGCACAUGUACACAUGCCUCUUCCAGUUUUGAUACACUGUUUACACCGAGGCCAAAAUGAUCAGUCAGCAUGCACCUGAGCCUCACAUCUUCGGGGUUCUACUGUAGCGUAUUACAGGUGUGACGGAGUGUGGAUCCCCAUGGAGAGAUAACUGAAGGAGGGAGACGUUAAAACUGCAUGUGAGCAGAUUAGGCCUCGCAGCUCCAGCUGCAGAGUAACUCACCCGUGGCUGACAGUCUUAAUGGACAAUAAAAGAUUGAUGAAGCCCUGUG
Anguilla rostrata (American eel) is the source of this 1934-nucleotide messenger RNA. It is a transcript of the gene tnni1c, whose product is annotated as troponin I, skeletal, slow c. Bases 119 to 688 code for a protein of 189 amino acids. The record is from RefSeq and is a predicted model, not a curated record. Gene Ontology annotation, cellular component: troponin complex. Gene Ontology annotation, biological process: skeletal muscle contraction; cardiac muscle contraction. Lineage: Eukaryota; Metazoa; Chordata; Actinopteri; Anguilliformes; Anguillidae. The transcript has 8 exons.